AUGACUUCCCUGCAUAUGCGGCGUGCCGCUACAAUCGCUUUCGCAACUGCACUUUGGACUGGAUCCGCUGGCGCCGCAUCUGUUCGCCACUGCUUCGGGAGAGAAGCAACUUCAUUCGAUGGACAAUACAUUGACGUCAACGUUAGCAACGUUGCUGUGGAGUGGUGGUAUGCUCAGGCUGUCGCAGUCCCUGUUGGAGACAAUCCUGCUGCCAACGUCGAAGUACUGUUUUACCAAGGAUAUCCUAUUCUUGAAGGUUCUCGAGACCCAUCUGACCCCGAAUAUUACGUCACGAUCAACGGCAUCUUUGCCAAUGGUACCGCCUUCAACUUUAAUCUUCCUGCAUCCACUGGCGCCGUGACCUCAUGCGAUGACGCUGUGCAUGGUUCAUGGGGCGAAGUCGGAAGUUUUCACGUUGACGAAGACCUAUCAUCCUUUACUGCGACAAUAUCCGCACCUGCUUUCGGAGUGUCGGGGACCAUACAGCUGCAGUCAAACGCCGUGCACCACUUUGCCUGCAAUAGCACCGUGGAUGCCUAUUUCGACUCAGCGAUGUCCUCGGACUUGCAGCUUAAUACUGCCGAGGAAAUCCUAUUCGAACAGCUUGGCUGGGCGACCACCAUCCCGGGUGGCACAGCUCAUGUGAACUUGAGCAUCGACGGUACCGCCUUCGAUAUCAUCGGCAACGGGUAUCAUGAUGCCAACUGGUCUCCUGUACCGCUUAACGAGGUCGUCAGCAGCUGGUACUUCUUACAGGCGCAAGUCGGACCAUUCGACAUGUCGGGCAUUCUCGCCGUUCCUCUUAACUCUACGCGAAAUCUUAGCACGGGAUACCUUUCCGAGUCGGGCGUCAUCCUACAAAACCAGUGCAGCCUGGCCGGCUCCAGAACUACCGAUUUCAGUAAUAUCACAACUUACGGAUCGUACCAUGACUCCACUUCCAAUGUCACCUUGCCAACCGGCUUUAUCCUCAGCUACAUCACUGCAAACGGGGACGAGUACGCAUUCAAUUUGACAUCGUUGGGACAGAAUCCGGAUGAGACCAUCUAUCAUCGUUGGAUCGGCACUGCCAGCGGUGGGGAAGUGGGGGGAGCACAGUACACGGGAACCACAGUCUUCGAAUGGCUGAACCCGGGUUUGAAUAUCUACGAUGCGUGA
Messenger RNA from Laetiporus sulphureus 93-53, 1158 nucleotides. RefSeq lists its product as uncharacterized. NCBI's taxonomy places the organism in Eukaryota, Fungi, Basidiomycota, Agaricomycetes, Polyporales, Laetiporaceae. The record is from RefSeq and is a predicted model, not a curated record. The transcript has 3 exons. The coding region runs from base 1 to 1158 and encodes 385 amino acids.